This is a messenger RNA of Photinus pyralis (common eastern firefly), 2685 nucleotides long. RefSeq names its product cysteine-rich protein 2-binding protein (gene Atac2). The record is from RefSeq and is a predicted model, not a curated record. The transcript has 7 exons. Gene Ontology annotation, molecular function: acyltransferase activity, transferring groups other than amino-acyl groups. Bases 823 to 2325 code for a protein of 500 amino acids. NCBI's taxonomy places the organism in Eukaryota, Metazoa, Arthropoda, Insecta, Coleoptera, Lampyridae.
UACUGAACGAACCAAACGGAUAUUUUCUCUUUACACGUGAAAGGGAACGUUGACACGUUGACGUUCACGUCCACAGCACAUUCCACCAGCGCUUCUCAAAAUUUCUCUUAGACGCCAUAGUCCUUUCAGUCACAUCUUCUUAGGCGACACCUCUUGGGCUUUAUUUUGGAUAAACAUCGUGCUUGGCAUUUGGCGUACUAAGAAAGAAAUUUGGAACAUCCUGUAUACAACUGAUAUCGAUCUUCUCCUAAGAAGUUCUACGGAGGACGUAGCGCCGGGGGGUCUGGGGGGUUCGGAAAACUCUCCAGCAUACGAGAGUUCUAUGUCAUUUCUAGAAUUAUAGUACUUGGGGUUAUAGGAAAACGAAUAGAUUAUUGAGAUUUCCUUUGUUGUAAGUAUUGCCGGAGGGUAUUCCGUACCCCCCCAGACCCCCCGGGGCACGUUUUCCACUAGAAAGGGUCUCGACCUUCAGGCCUCUAAUAAUAAUUAAUGGAAAUAUCAACAAAUCAUUUUACAGAGAACGUAGCACCGAGGGGUCUGGGGGGUAGAGUUCCAAUGUCAUUUCCAGAAAACUCCCAGUACUAGUUGUAGGAAAAUGAGUUCUCCUUUUUUUAAAUACUGCUGUACUCAACCCAAUAAUAAUAUAACUGUAAACGUCAAUUUUAAACAUCGACUUAAAUUAAUGGCGGUAACGUCUCGUGCGCCAUCUAUGUUUUCGCAAUCAAUUCUUAGGUUACAGUUGAAUGCGACCCACGUUCCAUUAGUAAACAAAAGAAAUCUAACCUCACUUUUAAUACCGGUAGUUUACCUUUAACAAAGAGCAUGGAAAUCGAAUCCAAGCACUCAAUCGCCGAUUCAGUUUGCAAAUAUUGCGACGAAUUAAUCUCGACGAACGAUCCGGACGUCCUUCAGUGCCAGCAGUGCUGGGAGAACGUCCACACGAAGUGCCUGAAGAGAGGCGCCGUGCCCGGCGGACUUGUCGGCGACGUUUUCUUCCAGUACACCUGCCUCACGUGCUCGCCGUCGCAGUCCGAGCAGUUCGUCCGCGAGAAGAUGCCCUGGCUGCAGGCGAUCCUUCUCGUUCUAUACCACAUGCAGACGCGCAGCCCCGGCCUGGCCCGCAAGGGCUACUUCCACUGGAAGAUUCACAUAGCGUCGUUCAUCGAUCACAGCUGGGACAUUUUAUUUCGCAAAGACUUCAAACGCAAAAAGAAAUGGAUGGGAACGAUUUCGGGAACGUUGUCGCACUACAGCCCGCACUUUUUCAAAUCGGGCACGACGCUCUUUAACGAGCAAGGCUGGUGGACGCUGACGUAUCCGAGGCUCACGCCCGCCCAGAUUGUCCAACUGAACGUCGAGCUGAUGGCCGAGAAGCAGAAGUUGCGCGACUCGAAACUGGCGAUCGACGACGGACAACUGUUACGAGGGAUAUUGCUGACGAAACCGUACGUGACCGAGGAAAUGCUUCAAAUUACCAGCCGAGAGGAGACCGUCGAAUCGGACGAGACACCUCAAUUGUCGAAGGUGCAGAAGAAGAAACGGCUACUGUUGCCGACCGUCGCGAGCUUAGGUCUGCCCAAGGUGAAAAAGUCGAGGACUGUCGACGCGGCUACGAAACCCGAGGUCACCGCGAAACCUCCGAUGUAUCUGGAUCCGUUGUGUCAUUACAAUACAUCGCUUGAUGAGCACAGUCGAGUUGCUGCACUUAGCAUGACCGCACGACUGAUGGGAGGUGUACGAAAGGAGCUGAUAUUAUCGCCGUACACCUCCAUUUAUUUACCCCCGUACAUUCGGCGCGACGUACGCAUCAGACCGAUCUGGUUGCACUUAAUGGACGAGCUGAAGGCGAAGGUCACUCCUGACGUGAGCUUACCGAAGCGUGCCCCCUUGGACUUUAUGUACGUGCAACCGGAGCACAUUCCCGCCGUCAACAGCUUGUGCAAUCAAUUCUUCUGGACCGGCAUCGACCUGUCCGACACACUGAGGUACCCCGAUUUUAGUUGCGUCGUGCUGUACAGGAAGCUGAUAGUCGCGUUUGCGUUCGUCGUGCCCGACGUUAACGUGAACGAGUGCUACGUCUCGUUCGUCUUCACGAGACCGGGCUGGCGAAAGUGCGGAAUCGCCCGCUUCAUGCUCUACCAUUUGAUACAGACCUGUCUCGGCCGCGAUAUGACGCUGCACGUGUCGAUCAGCAACUCCGCCCUGUUUCUCUACCAGAAGUUCGGGUUUAAGGUCGAGUACGUCGUGCUCGACUUUUACAACAGAUACAUGCGGGACGAUACGUGCGAGUCGAAACAUGCGUUUUUUUGUCGUUUGGAACGAUGAGAAUGUUCGAAAUAAAGAUACUCAAACCUUAAAAUGCUGAGAAUCUUUGAAACUGGCAAGUCCACUUGAAAUUUCAGAUUAAAGGGAGUAGGGAUUUCACCCAAAAUAAUAAAUGUUGAAAAUGUAUGAUACGCCACUGGAAUUAUGGAAAUCAGUCAUACCAAUUUCAGUAAGUUUGUUUUACGGGAAUGGCACCCUGUUUUUUGAAUGUAAAAUAACUACUAAUUUGAAAAAUCAAUAUCGGUAGUUCUAAUGUCCAAAGUGCUUACGCACAAUAAGACCGUUUAUAAUGAAACCGCUGAUGAAAUAAUUAUGAUUAUCGAUCGACUAGGUAGAAAUAAUCAACAAAAACUAAUUGCG